GUCCCCUCCCCGCGGGAGGAAACCGGAACCGCAGGAGCUGGACGGAAGGUUCCCGCAGGAUGAAGCUCGGCGGCGGUUGGAGCUCGGUGCCGCUGCUCCUGGCGGUGGCCCUCGGGCUGUCGGUGGCCGCUCAGGGCCUUGGGGGGAGCGCGGCCCCGCGGACGGACGCGGCCAACAGCAGCAGCAGCACGACGCCGCCCCCGCACCGCCAGACGGUGUACCCGGACCGCUCGGUGAUCCAGAGGGCGGUGUGGGUGCUGCUCGGCAUCAGCGGCCUCGGCGUGGUGUACUUCAUCAUCAGGAGCGUCAGGUUAAAGAAAACACAAAGAAAGAAGUAUGGCUUGCUUGCUUCAUAUGAUGACCAUGUGGAAAUGGCUCCAAUGGAUACUGACGAUGAUGACACAACUUUAUUUGAAGUAAAGGGCAUGAGGAGGUAAUAAGCAUUCUGAGGACAUACGGUGAAUGUGACUUAUUUGUCAUGCAGUUUUCAGAAGCUUCAAUCUUCUUGUCAUUUGCUAAUUACUUACCGAUGACUGACUAAAUAUAUUUGUAUCUUGCGUGCAACUGGACAGGUAACUCCAGCAUAACCAAACUUUUCAAUGUUCGGAAACCGAAGAAACCCUGCUAAAACUCUUCCAUUGUUGGGGAAACUUUUACUUCACCAUUAUUGUGAUUUCUGUAUCAUUUCCUGUGAAUCGUUCAGAAAGACGUUCCGGGUAAUGAGUUAAAGUUAGCCUGGACUAAGCGUUUUGUCACCGAGCUCGGCUUGGAGCGAGCAGAACCAACAGACUGUUUACAUUGGCAUUGUUUAAUUUAAAUUUGGUGGGAUAACUGCUGUUCAAUCACAUUAGGUGGAUAAGCUUAUUGACAUACAGCAUUGGCACAGUGAAGACUGUGUAAAAUUUCCAUAGGUGACCAGCAAUGUGUACUCCAUAGGAAUGGGUGGGGAUGAAUAGAAGUGGUAAACCUUUUGCCUGUUUUUGGCACAUAGGGCCCCAUUCUUAUUGGGCCCUGACUGCUGUGCUUAGACAAUACAGUGGGGUCCAUAAGUCUUCUCAGCAAGUGUGCAGUAAGCAUCCACCCAGCAAUAUAAACACUACACUGCUCUACCUGUGCCUGAAUAUCAAGCUAAAAGCACUUUUCUUUUAAAAAGUCUUUGCUAACCUCUCACUGGAAUGUUGAUUUCCAAAUGCAAUUGUCAUGUAACAGCAUCCACUUAAACUAAAGUGGGAGCAAGUAACUGUAUGUCUUUGAUUGUUGUUUAACACUGAAUGCUACUUAACCUUUAACAUUCACCUUUCCAACUGCUUCAAUGUGCCGUGAUGUUUCCUUAGGAAAAAGAGCGGGAAAAUGCACCUCUGUCUGAGCUAGUACAAGUGCAGAGUUAAACUGGUGAAUAGUAAGGCAACUCCUGAGGCCUAGACCAAACAAAAAGUGUGCCUUGGUUACUGCCAAAUGUAGCAAGUCAGUAAGGUCAGCUGACUAGCUUCAGCCAGUUGUGUGAAUGCUGCAGUUUUUAAGUGUGAAUGUACAUUUACUGCCUGCAGUUGUGAGGCACCCAGCUGCAUGUAGGCAUCAGUCAUGCUACUAAUAACUUGGGCCUAUUUCUUAGCUUCAAUUAAGAUGAAUUAAGGUGCAACAUGCCCUUCUCGCACAUUGUUGGGAGCUUGUCAGGACUGUGAAGUGUUUUAUAAGCCUUUUAAACAACAACAAAAGAGUUACAAUUCAAUGCCAUCCUUUUUGUUUACUUGUUUAUUAAAAUAAUUUUUUGUGAAAGAAAA
Molecule: messenger RNA, 1781 nt
Organism: Hemiscyllium ocellatum (epaulette shark)
Lineage: Eukaryota; Metazoa; Chordata; Chondrichthyes; Orectolobiformes; Hemiscylliidae
Product: protein FAM174C-like
Exons: 3
Coding region: 60-437 (125 amino acids)
Cellular component (GO): extracellular region
Source: RefSeq, a predicted model, not a curated record